AUGCUUCAGCAAGAUGCUUCAGGAGAUGGAGAAGACAGUGACCUGGGCGUCGGCCUGUCAAAGGAGAGGGCUGAGAAAGUACCAUUUUUCUUUGUUGACACACAUCACGAUCGUGACGAUGAAGAUGAGGUGAAGAGUAUGGAGAAUGAGCUGAGAGAGAUGAAAAGAUGGUUGCGAAGCCUCCUAGAGUGGAAAGUCGGAGCCAACAGUCAGUCAGAAGAGCUCAAGGACCUCAUCCAUGCCGUCAAGACCACAGGGUUGGCGGAGCCUCUUAAGGGGGCCUUGCAGACCGCCCUGAACCUCGCGCGCAGAUCAUCUCCGCCAAAGGAUUUGACGCAAGAGAAGCUAGAUGCUGUGGAGGAGGAGAUUCGGUGCCGACGCCAGGACGAACGCCUAGAGGAAGCCAAAUCUGUUCUCAGCGACUUUCAGAGAACUGGAAGGAAAGAAGAUGCCGACAGCUUUCUGAAGAAGUUGGAUGCAGUCAAUCAGCCCACAAUGCCAGUCUCAUCAGAGACGGAUUAUUUGGCACAAAUUGGGGAAUUGCUGAGGUUAGCCCUUGCGGGUGAACCAAUUCAUGAAAAACGCAUGCAUUUUCCAGAGCUUUCCGGAGCUUUCCAGCAACAUCUAGAGACACUGAUGGAGCACGGUAAGAAGCAGAAAGAUGCAGAGUCUCGGAUCCAGACAAUAUUCAAACGAUGGAACAUUCAAGAGACCAAGGAAGUGGUUACAGAAGUCGCACGCUGGGCGAUUGAAAAAGGCGUCUGUGAAGAAGCUGAUUUGGUCCUCAUCAUUGACCCGAUGCCUGCUCUCACCACAGUUGGCCAGACUCGGAUUGCACUCUUGCGUGAUUGGUACCACUACAAGGACUCAGCCGGCUAUGACCUCAAGAAAGUGAAAGAAAUACAGGAGCGCGCUCUUCGUGCCAAUGUAGAACAAGAGGUGCUGGACGAUAUCAAGGCAAAGCAGAAGAAGGAUUCAGCGCUCGAGAAAUUGAAAGAGGCGAUCUCAGAAGAAUCCACUGAGAAAGCGGGGCCGUGCCUUGCACACUGCGAAGCUCUCAGCAGCCAAGCACAAGGAGAAUGGUGUUGA
Cladocopium goreaui is the source of this 1089-nucleotide messenger RNA. The record is from the annotation of a GenBank genome assembly. Lineage: Eukaryota; Dinophyceae; Suessiales; Symbiodiniaceae.